AUGUUGUCAGCUUCACGAUUUGGUGUUCAAGUACUUGGUCGUGGUGUGGCGCCAGCAUUGGGACAGGUUCGAACUUACGCCGAUGCGAAAUCCAGCCAAAAGGGACAAUAUCGCAUCGUUGAUCACACUUUCGAUGCGAUUGUUGUUGGUGCUGGUGAGUUCUUGAUUAUUGUUUGGUUUUUAGGUGUUGAAGAGGAAGAAUACGGUCUACAUAAGUUUAAUAGUUAUCUGGCAUGAAGGAUAUUAUGUUAAAUUUCAAUUUAUGAGGAUAUUUCGAUGUUAUACAUGACAUUAACUUAUUUGUCUAUAUUAUCAUAGUUUGAGCUUUUAUUUUGAUGUUUUUAUGUUAGUUAGCUAUAAUAUAGUUAGGCUAUACUGUGCUUGACGGUCCAAAUCAAGAUUUAAGCUUAACUAUUACUUUACAUCAAUAAUAUGGUAUUAUCUAUGACACUAACUCAUUCUUAUCAUAUUAUUCUAGGUGGCGCCGGACUCCGUGCAGCUAUGGGUUUGGCUGAAGGAGGGUUUAAGACUGCUGUUAUUACCAAGCUGUUCCCUACCCGUUCUCACACUGUAGCCGCUCAAGGAGGUAUUAACGCCGCUUUGGGUAACAUGAACCCAGAUGACUGGAGAUGGCACUUCUAUGACACAGUUAAAGGUUUGUUUUGUAUUUUUAUUGUUGUUUGGUUUUAGGAAAAGAUAAAGCAUGGUUUUAAGAUUGUUUUGAUGUGGAGAUGAAUAAAAUUGAUGGGCUAUUGAAUUAUAUUGUUUUAGGUAGAGCAUCAGAUAUAUUGAUGUUAAAGUUGAAAUUUUGUGUUUUGAGAGCUUCUUAUGAUCUUUUUAUGCCGUUUUUAUUAACAAUUAGUAAUAUUAGCUUAUUGUUUUUACAUUUUACUUUGUGCUUUUAGGAUCCGACUGGCUGGGAGACCAAGAUGCCAUCCACUACAUGACCAGAGAAGCCCCAAGAGCCGUAACCGAACUGGAAAACUACGGAAUGCCAUUCUCACGUACAUCAGAAGGUAAAAUCUAUCAGCGUGCGUUUGGUGGUCAGUCCAACAACUACGGAAAGGAUGGUCAAGCUCAUCGUACAUGUUGUGUAGCCGAUCGUACCGGACACUCGCUUCUUCACACUCUGUACGGCGCUUCUUUACAGUAUGAUUGCCAAUACUUUGUCGAAUAUUUCGCGUUGGACCUGUUGAUGGACCAAGGAAAGUGUGUCGGAGUUAUCGCCAUGGACCUGGAAGAUGGAUCCAUUCAUCGUUUCAGAGCCAACAACACCGUGCUGGCUACUGGAGGCUACGGAAGAGCCUACUUCUCGUGUACUUCGGCUCACACCUGCACUGGAGAUGGUAAGAGUUGAUGGUUUGUGGGGUUAUAGAUAGCAAGAUAGACGGAAAAUUUGUUUUUUUUUAGGUUUUAUACCUACUACAAUAUAAUCAAAAUGUCGAUAACCAAAUAAUCAGGAACCUAUGAAAAAAGUGUGUCUACUACAAUAUAAUUAAAGGCCUAAAACAAUACAAUAAUCAACUUUUAUUAUUAUAUUACUUUAGGUACCGCCCUCGUAGCCCGUGCUGGCCUCCAGAACUCGGAUAUGGAGUUUGUUCAAUUCCAUCCAACCGGAAUCUACGGAGCCGGUUGUCUGAUUACGGAAGGAUGCCGAGGUGAAGGUGGAUACCUAAUUAACAGCCAAGGAGAACGUUUCAUGGAACGGUACGCUCCAGUGGCCAAGGACUUGGCUUCGAGAGACGUCGUCUCCAGAUCAAUGACUGUUGAGAUCAUGGAAGGCCGAGGAGUGGGACCAGACAACGAUCACAUCUACCUACAACUACAUCAUCUCCCAGUGGAACAGUUGAACACCAGAUUGCCAGGUAAAAUACGGUGCUGGGACAAAAAAUUGAAUAUUUGUAAAGUCGUUUUAGGCUUGAUCACUAACUAAUUUCUAUAAUUUUAGGUAUGAAUUUUAACUAAUUUUUAACAAUUUUAGGUAUCUCCGAGACAGCCAAGAUCUUUGCCGGCGUGGACGUAACCAAAGAACCCAUCCCCGUCAUCCCAACCGUCCACUACAACAUGGGAGGCACCCCCACCAACUACAAGGGCCAAGUCAUCACCUAUACCCCAGACGGUGGCGACAAAAUCGUCCCAGGUCUCUUCGCCGCCGGCGAAUGUGCCGCUCACUCUGUGCACGGCGCCAACCGCCUCGGAGCCAACUCUCUCCUCGACUUGGUCAUCUUUGGCCGCUCCUGCGCUCUCACCAUCAACAGCCUGUCCAAGCCCGGAGACAAGGUACCGGAACUACCAGCCAACGCCGGAGAACAGUCGAUCACGAACGUGGACAAACUCCUCAACGCCAACGGCGACACAUCAACCGCCGACAUGAGGCUGAACCUCCAGAAGACGAUGCAACGUCACGCUGCAGUUUUCAGAAGAGGCGACCUACUUCAAGAAGGUGUAGCCAAGGUUAAGGAUCUUUAUAAACAAUUCAAACAUGUCAAAGUAUCGGACAGAGGCCUGGUGUGGAACUCGGAUCUGGUUGAAACUCUGGAGCUCCAGAAUCUCCUGAUCAACGCCAGUCAAACCAUUGUCGCAGCCGAGAAUCGCAAAGAAUCGAGAGGAGCUCAUGCUAGAGAUGAUUUCCCGGUAAGAAAUUAGAUUUUUUGAUUUUAAAAUUUGUAAAAGCUUAAAUUUGGAAAAAUAAUGAACUAAUGUUGAGGUAUAGGUAUGGGCAGUCAUUUUAAAUCAUUUUGAAGGCGGGUAGCGAAAAAAAAUUUUGAAAAAAAUCCACAGGGCGGACUAAGUUCAACAUUUUAAAUUUUUGUUUGAAAAAGUGAAAAAGGUUUGAAAUUUUGAAAAAUGACACUAUUUUAUACAUUUUCCUUGAUGAUGAAGUAAAAAAUUUUUUUUUUCAAAAAUUUUUUCAAAAGUCCAAGUUCAACAUUUCGAAAAAAAAUUUUUAGUUCUAAAUUUUUUUAAAAAAUAAAUACAUUGUCAUUCAAAGAUAAAGCAAAUCUCAAUCUAAAACCAAUUUUACACCAAUUUGAUACCUAAAUUUCAGGACAGAAUCGAUGAAUUCGACUACUCGAAAUCCCUCGAAGGCCAAAAAGAAAAGACGUUCGCCGAACACUGGCGCAAACACUCGAUCAUCUCCCAGAACAUUGAAUCCGGCGAAGUGAAGCUCGAGUACCGACCCGUCAUCGACACCACCCUGGACAAGUCCGAAACCGACUGGGUCCCACCAAAGGUCCGAUCUUAUUAG
Molecule: messenger RNA, 3250 nt
Organism: Bursaphelenchus okinawaensis
Lineage: Eukaryota; Metazoa; Nematoda; Chromadorea; Rhabditida; Aphelenchoididae
Source: the annotation of a GenBank genome assembly